Centrocercus urophasianus (Greater sage-grouse) is the source of this 2255-nucleotide messenger RNA. RefSeq names its product sperm associated antigen 16 (gene SPAG16). NCBI's taxonomy places the organism in Eukaryota, Metazoa, Chordata, Aves, Galliformes, Phasianidae. The record is from RefSeq and is a predicted model, not a curated record. Bases 1 to 1851 code for a protein of 616 amino acids. Gene Ontology annotation, molecular function: protein binding. Gene Ontology annotation, biological process: axoneme assembly. Gene Ontology annotation, cellular component: axonemal central apparatus. The transcript has 16 exons.
AUGGAGGCGGAUGAGGAGGAGGCGGCGGGCUCUGAGGCGUCGGUCUACCUGCAGAAAAUUACUAUCACAGACUACUCUAAGGAUGAUUAUCAGUAUGAAGAGGUGUCAGCAGAUGAUGAAUUCAGUCUUCAGGAAGGUGACGAGGAUCUGGCUGAGGCUCUGCAGGCUGUUCAACAGCAGGCUGAAGAUGCUCACAUUUUAGCUUCCAAAGCAGUUCUGACUUCAGAGAAAUCGGUGUCUGAAAUACCUGAAGCGAUGGAUGACUUCUUCUGCAAUUUUCUGGCUGGUCUGGGUAUGUCCAGAACCCUUAACUGCUUCCAAACUGAAUGGUAUGAACUCGUAGAGAGAGGUGUGUUCACAGCCAAAGACAUUGGGUUUGUGCCAGCUGUGUAUACCUGCAACCAGCAACUGAAGGCUGAGAAUAUGCGUUUGAAAGAAGAUUUGGACAACUAUAAACGUGCUGCUAACAAAGCAAAAGAGGCUUUCCUAAAAGUGCAGAAAGAACGUGACUUCCAUAGGAUGCACCAUAAGCGAGUGGUCCAGGAGAAAAACAGGCUCAUAUGUGACAUUAAAAGGCUGAAGGCGCAUUAUGCUUCGUAUGAGCCAGUGCUGAAGCAGCUGACUGAGAAAUACCAGUCUGCACUGAGGCAGAAGAUGUUAACUGGUUUGGAGAGGGACAGAGCGGUUGGGCAGGUUACAGGUUUACAAGCUGUAUUACAUAAUUUAGAGUCCGGAUGUGCAAUUCAGAUUCCUGCAAAAAAAGCUGGCCAUGAAUGUGAAAGGAAGAAGGGUUUGGAAGGUUCCACUCAGAAAGCUCUUCAGGAGGCAAGGCAGCAAAAAAUGCUUGAUGCUGGUCCGGUUCAAGAUUCAGAGAAGAGGAGAUAUCCAAAGGAUUCGGAGUUCCCUGUUGAUGUUCAAGUGAACUCAUACCUUGCUCGUGCCAAAGAGUACAGUCGACCCCUGAAACAUGGAACGUAUAAACUGGAAAGCACUUUAAAACUGCAUGUCUCAGCAGUGAGCUGCUUGGCCUCGCAUCCCCUGAAAGACACAGUAGUCACUGGCAGUGAUGACUGCCUCUGGAAAAUGUGGGCUUUUCCUGAUUGGAACAUCAUCAUGGUGGGUGAAGGUCACACUGAUUGGGUUUCAGGCUGCUGCUUCCAUCCAAGUGGCACUCAGCUGGUCACUUCAAGUGGGGAUGCAACAGUACGGAUAUGGGACCUCUCAAAAGGGGGAUGCGUUCUGACUUUCAAAGGACAUGCCCAAGCUGUGUGGGACUGCUCGUGGCAUUCCUGUGGUGAUUUUGUGGCUUCUGCCUCUAAGGACAACACAAGUAAAAUAUGGGACGUCAACAGUGAGAGAUGCAGAUAUACCUUGCGUGGCCAUAAAGACUCAGUCAGUAGCAUUGAAUUUUUUCCAUUCUCCAACACUGUUCUCACAAGCUCUGCUGACAAGACUUUAUCUCUCUGGGAUGCCAGAACGGGUCUCCGUGUUUGUACGUUCUAUGGUCACCUGCACUCCUGCAAUCAUGCUGUAUUCAGCCUGGAGAGCAGCACGGUUGCUUCCUGUGAUUCCGGUGGCGUGCUGAAGCUGUGGGAUGUGCGGCAGGCGCUCCCCAUCCUGUCUGUGGAUACAGGUCCCCGUUCCGCCAACCAGGUCGCCUUCAGUCACUCUGGUCGCACCGUGGCCGUGGCGAGCAGCGAUGGGGCUGUGAAGAUUGUGCAGCCGGAGCUGGGCCAGCUCCAUAGCCUGCGGGGCCAGGGUGAGACAGAAGUGCAGAGCGUGGCCUUCCAUCGCCCAGUGGAGCUGCUGCUCUCGGGGGCUGCCGACGGCACUGUCUGUGUCUGGGUCUAAGGAUGAGCCUCCAGGUGUUUCGUGGGAAGAACAGCGUAGCAGAGAGGGCUUAGCGAAGCGUUUCCAUAGUUAAUACUGUUUGCAGGAGGCAUAGUUGCUCGAGAGGAGUGUUACCUUGCGUUUUAACCCAAUAAAAGCCCCGGUUUGGCUUUCUUUACGCUGUUUUCCCCAGCAUCCAGCAUCCCUCAUUCGGUCGCUCGGGCAGAAAUAGCUUUACAAUGACGCCUAAUGACAGAGCAGCCGAAUUGCAGGGAGAUCGAUUGUGAGCGUAUCGCAGCGGAGCCACCAGCGCACGGCUCCCCAGUUCCAGCCUGCGGGAAGACGGGAAGUUUUAAUAAUGCAGCAAGGUGGGAUUUUGGAUGCAGCAACCGCUCGGGCCGCCGCCGGGGCAGGAAGGAGGCCGA